This is a messenger RNA of Hyaloscypha bicolor E, 1596 nucleotides long. RefSeq lists its product as uncharacterized. The transcript has 3 exons. The record is from RefSeq and is a predicted model, not a curated record. Gene Ontology annotation, molecular function: FAD binding. Lineage: Eukaryota; Fungi; Ascomycota; Leotiomycetes; Helotiales; Hyaloscyphaceae. The coding region runs from base 1 to 1596 and encodes 531 amino acids.
AUGGAGAUCUUCCGCCAGUACGGUAUCUCCGAAGAUAUCAUAGCAGCCGGUACACCACCGCACCAGAUGAGCCAAAUUGUGUGGCAGACAAGCCUUGGUGGCGAGGGGCCAUUGGAUAGGAAGGUGUUGGGUGUGCAUGAUACGUGGGGAUGUAAGGUGGGUACGGAGCGGCAUUCUGUCUAUCAGAGAGAUGCCCCGCACAUGCCGUCCAACCUCCCUCUUCUUCGCUCAGAACCGGUUUUGCGGGCACAUGCAGAGAAACAUAACCCAGGCAAGAUCCUCUUCAACCAAAAAGUCGUCGAUUUCAAGGACGAAGGAGACGCGGUAUUAGUCCACGUUGAGACUGUAGACGGAAGACAGCUUAUGUACCGCGCUCAAUACGUAUUUGGCGCCGAUGGGGGCAAGACUGUGGGUGCUGCACUGGGCAUACAGAUGGAAGGCCCGAAACAACUUCGCAAAAUGGUUUCCGUGCAUUUUAAGGCAGAUUUAUCUCAGUACUGGGAUGACCGCACCUGCAUUGCGCACUUCGCGAACCCGGAGAGUGGAUCAGGGAGAAGAAGUGGCUCGAUGCUUCCGCUAGGUCCAUCAUGGGGACGGCACUCAGAAGAGUGGCAGAUGCAUUUCAGCACCGACGUUGGAGCCUCAGAGUUCUCUAUCGAGGACGCAAAGCCACGGGUCCGCGUUUUGCUGAAGCUGCCAGAUCUUGAAUUGGAAGUCGUCACCGUUUCGUCCUGGGUGAUGGAGCGAGUGCUGGCCGAUUCGUACAGAAAAGGGAGGAUAUUCAUCGGUGGAGACUCGGCGCACCGUCAUCCACCCACCACUGGUCUUGGUCUCAACACUGCGGUACAGGAUGCUCACAAUAUUGCGUGGAAAUUGGCCCUCGUACUGAAAGGAAAAGCUUCUCCUUCGCUUCUCGCCAUUAGGUUGCAAGAAGCACAGCUCGAACGCAAUCGCAUCCAUUUCGAGGCCCUUCUCGACGAAACUUCAGAGAUAGGGAAAGCGUCUCGUGCGACCCUUCAAAAUGUCAUUAAUAGUCAGGUAAUCGAGUUUGGAGCCCAUGAAAUGGAUCUUGGCUUGUUCUACCCCCAUGGUUGUGUGAUUGCAGAUGGCACGUCACCCCCUCCCCCGGACCCAAUACAUGAGAAAUACACACCAACUACAACGCCCGGGCACCGUUUACCGCACGUCUGGCUGGAACGUGAGGGGAAAGCUUUCUCGACACACGAUUUGAUAGGCCAGAAUGGUGAUUUCUUGCUCAUCAUAGAUCGUGAUGGCCAGCCUUGGGUUGGGGCCGCAACGCAGGCGGCCAAGGAAAGGAAUAUCGGGAUACGAAUUGCGCAAAUAACCGGUCCGUUCAAAGGAGUAGGAGAGAACGAAUAUCUGGAUCCUGAAGGGAGAUGGGAGCUGUUGAAAGGGUUCAACAAGGGUGGAGCAAUACUUGUGAGACCCGACAAUAUCAUUGGCUGGCGAGCAUUGGGACCAGGGAAUUCCAGUGCCGUUUCCGCAGCCUUUGACAAGAUCUUGGGGACUUCUGAAGUCUCCGUGGAUGGCCACGGUGUAGACAAAUUUUGGAACAAAUGGAACAAUCCAAGAUGA